This is a messenger RNA of Rotaria socialis, 426 nucleotides long. Lineage: Eukaryota; Metazoa; Rotifera; Eurotatoria; Philodinida; Philodinidae. The record is from the annotation of a GenBank genome assembly.
AUGCUACAACAUCUCCCGCGUAAGAUGCCACAUCUCGAGCGAGAGACACGGGUGUGGGCGUGUGGGAUGCGCAUCUCUAAAGGAGAUCUUACAUCUCCAGCGGAAUACGCGACAUCUGCUGCGGGAGAUGUGCUGGCAUCUCCAAAAUCUUGGAUGCGUGACACCACUCAACUUUUUAAAAGUGACUUAGAAGGUAUUGAAACAGUUGGUAAACGUGGCCGAAACCAAGUUCGUUUAACAGCAUUUAUAUUUAAUAUCCUGUGCAAAACAGCAACUACAAAGGAAGAUAUUAUCGGCCAUAUUCGUUUAGAAUUUAAUGAUAACAUUCAACAUAUGUGUGUGGAAUUAGAUCUACAAUCAACUGGUGUAAAACGACAACUUUAUAUUCAAAUUACAUGUAUUUUGAAGAGUAAAAUAAAUAAAUAA